AUGAUGACUCAAUGGCAAGGUGUAAAGACGUUGUCACUAGUGCUGUUCGCUUCAAUUCUACAUGUAUGUUCGUCCUAUCUUCACGAGCAAUCGUUCAAUUCUCAACGAUUCACGCUUGAAGAUGUGUUGCCUCCCCUCGUUCCUCUGGCUACAGAUGGAUCAAGCAUGUAUUCAUACGGGGAGAACUCCAACCAUUGCACUAGUGUCCCAGUAGUAUACACGAACGACCCCUCAUCGAUCUCAUUGUGGCUAUCAGAAAAUGUCCCUGAUGGAAAGAUUGGAAUCAUUGGCUUUGACACAGAGUCUCUUCCCAGAUAUUACAGGCGAUGUAGAAAAAAGAAGCCUUUUGAAAAUACGGCAACAGUUCAGCUUGCAACAUCCAGCUCAUGUCUAGUUGUUCAUCUGGUCCGUGAUAACUUUGGAUCUCCUAGUUCUGGCUGUGCUGAACUCCUCCAAAGAAUAAUCGCUGACCCCAAAUACAUCAAAGCCGGUUGUGCAAUCGACGAAGAUCUGAUGGAUCUUCACAGCCUAUGGGGUGGACUGGAUGCGAAGUCACGAUUGGAUCUUAGCACUACUACGGGUUGUGAUCAUUCAAAUCGGGUUGGCCUCAAAGCUCUGGCUGCAAGAACACUAAGUGUUGAUCUCCCAAAGGUGAAAAGGAUCACUUUAUCAGAUUGGACGAAGGUUCCUCUGACGAAAGGCCAGAUAAUAUACAGCGCCAGGGAUGCUUGGGCAGGCGCUGCAAUUGCCGAGCAACUUGCGAAGAAUGACCCAGAUGUAUUUAGUCCAGAGUCACUGAUGGAAUUGUUACGUUUUGAAUUGCCGAUUGCAGAGCUUGGAGAGCGUAAACGAAGACGAGACGAGGCAAAGCAGGAAUUACGGAAAAUUCUGAAACCCUACAAACGAGAUCGCCGACGACAUCUUCCAAAGCAUUUGAAGCGAGAAGUAGCUCGAUUACGGCGCAUUAUCAAAAACAGAGUAGUGGAGUCGACCUGUUUGGUGAAUGAUGAUGUUGACUGUGACAUGGCGUAG
This is a messenger RNA of Cylindrotheca closterium, 1032 nucleotides long. Lineage: Eukaryota; Bacillariophyta; Bacillariophyceae; Bacillariales; Bacillariaceae. The record is from the annotation of a GenBank genome assembly.